GUUGGCGCAUGGCUUUAUUUGGGUAAAAGCAGUCUCCAGACAACUCAUAUUUGUCAGUUUGUUCCAGUCAGUGCGCCACCGUUGAAAGCCUGGACUGUCCAUGAGAAAAAUUCAUCACCAGGAAGUCCGUUACUCUCAGUGGAGUCCCGAAUCGUCUUGCCACCAGUGGAAUGGGCACGUGAAAACGAUUAUGAAUGGUGCGCGUACAGCUUUGAAUUUGGCCGAGUUGGCAUUUAUGCUCGCAGCAGGCUGUUCAAAAUGAAUUCGAACACACUGGAAAGAGAUGUAAUUUAUGAUGCAACACUCCAAAGGAUUCCAUUAUCGAGUAGGCUGGGACGAUAUGCGGAAGAGUGCUGUGGAACAGUCUGGGUUGUACCUGCGCAGCCAUGGCGAUCUUCAUCAUCGGGAUAUCAGUCGCUGUCAGAUUCAUCGUGUAGUAAUAACGUUAGUUUGAUUUAUUUCUCCGAACAUUUUGUACAACAACCAUCAGCUUAUACCGAAGCGGCUGCUAUAUCUGAACUCGCUUCCAGUGCACCUUCGGAGCCGCAGGUGGUUUUCAUAGGUGUAGUGGUCGUGAGGGAACCUCAGUACAGUAUAAUAUGGAGCCGAACACAUGGCUUUGUCGUUGUAUCAGCAACUUGUGAUUUGGUGCUUGCUGCAGCCGACUGGGUUAAAUACUACUGUAUUCCAUUUGACACAGAAGUGGGUGUAAAAUACAUGGCGCUCUAUUGUGACAAGUAUGAGAAAACGCCGUUAGCUUCUGAGCCACAUGGAAAAUCCAUCAUUUGCCAUACAAUUAUACAUCUUCCACAUGGACAGAAGAAAGUUGUCGAUUCGACCAGAAAUACCAAUUUCGUGAUGGAUUGCGAUAUUUUGGGCGACGUAUUGGUGCCCGAUAUCGCGCUGGUUAACAGUUGCAUCAAAAAAGGCUUCUUAAAGGCACAGGUGCAGAUUUCAUUUGAUCUCAACAACGACUGGCCGUGCAGACUUUUUGCUGUGAUUGCAAAUGGAUCAGUGAAGCAAAUCAUGCCACGAAGGAAUUUAAUCCACCAACAUCAGAGAUCAAAUCGCAUGAAACCAGGCGUCUCAAUCGUCGCGCUGAACAGGAAGCAGCUUUUGAUGAGUACUGCAGAAAAGUGCCUGAGAUUUAUCGAGGACCAGAAACGAAAGUGA
Molecule: messenger RNA, 1173 nt
Organism: Gongylonema pulchrum
Lineage: Eukaryota; Metazoa; Nematoda; Chromadorea; Rhabditida; Gongylonematidae
Source: the annotation of a GenBank genome assembly